Messenger RNA from Strongyloides ratti, 12456 nucleotides. RefSeq names its product Jitterbug. The transcript has 13 exons. NCBI's taxonomy places the organism in Eukaryota, Metazoa, Nematoda, Chromadorea, Rhabditida, Strongyloididae. Gene Ontology annotation, molecular function: actin filament binding. The record is from RefSeq and is a predicted model, not a curated record. Bases 1 to 12456 code for a protein of 4151 amino acids. Gene Ontology annotation, biological process: actin cytoskeleton organization.
AUGGAAAAUUAUAAUAAGAUACCAUCCGACAUAACAACUGUUUCAUCAGACAAUGAAGAGAUACCAGAAUGGGUUGUUAUCCAAAUGACAACAUUUACUAAUUGGUUAAAUUACCAAUUGAGACAGUCAAAUGUUGUUGUUCGAGAUUUGUGUACUGAUUUAUCUGAUGGUACACUUUUAAUACAAAUUGUUGAAAUAUUUCAACGUCGAAUAUGUACAGGAAAAAUAUAUAAUUAUAAGCCUACAGAAAUUCAAUGUUUAAUGAAUGUUCAGAUGGCAUUAGAUGCUUUAAGAGAAGAUGGAGUAAAAUUAGUUAAUAUUGGUAGUCAAGAUAUUGUUGAGGGUAAUUUAAAAUUAAUAUUAGGAUUAAUUUGGUGUCUUAUACAAAAAUAUCAAAUUUCUAUACAAAGUAAAAUUCCACCAAAAAAAUUGAUAAUGGCAUGGCUUCAGUCUGUCUUACCUGAAAUAAAAUUAACAAAUUUUCGUACAAAUUGGAAUACUGGAAAGGCUCUGGCUGCUCUUAUUAAUUAUUGUCAACCAGGACUUUUUGAGGAUUGGCGUAAUUUAGAUCCUAAUAAUUCUUAUGAAAAUUGUAAAAAAGGUUUAGAGUUAGCUGAGAAAUAUUUAAAUGUUCCCUCUGUAUUGAAUGCAGAACAUAUGAGUAGCCCAGAGUUAGAUGAACUAUCAACAAUUACCUAUUUAUCAUUUUUUGUUGCUGAAAAUGGUCCUGGUUAUAUUGCAUCAUUACAUAAUUGUUCAAAAUUAAUGCCAGAUGUCAGGAUUACUAAUUUUGAUAGAUCCUGGAAUGAUGGAUACCUUUUUUGUAAAUUAAUCAUCUCAGUUGGUGGUGAAAUAUCAAAUUUUAAUAGUAUGAAUUUUAAUGAUCCUAAUUAUUGGAUUACCAAUAUUUCAAUUGCCUUAUCAGCAGCAUCGCAACUAGGAAUAGUAUCAUUACUAGGACCAAAUGAUUUAGCAGAUCCUGAUGUAGAAUAUUUAGGAGUUAUGGCUCUCGUUGCAGCAUUAUGUUCAUUAACAAUAAAUGAUACAUAUGAAGAGUUACCAACCCCUCCACCUAGUAUUUAUUAUCAACAAUACUUUUCAAAUGAAAAAAAGAAUGAUCACAAUAAAAUUAAUAUUUUUUCUGAAACUAUAACAACAAGUUGUUAUCAAGAUCAACAAAUAAAUUUAGAUUUGGCAUUUCAAGAGAAUAGUGGAUUAACAAUCAAUGAUUUAGAUGUCAUUGUCAUAGGACCAAAUAAUAAAGUUAAAGAUCAUAAAACACUUUUUUUGGUGAAAGUAAAAACAUCUAAAGGAGCUGUUUUGUCAUUUGUUCCUGAUCAAAUUGGUGAUUACCAGGUGAGAAUUUUAUGCCAAGGCAGUGAAUUGCCAUCAAGCCCAAUUCUUCUAACCGUCUUACCAUCGACAGACAAAAAUUUUUAUCAAGAAAGUGAAUCAAAUUUGAUUGAGGAAACAUAUCAAUUUCUUCCUGAAACGACAAAUAAUUAUAAUAAUCAAAUAAUAGUUGAAAAGGCUUUGUUUAAUCAAGAAAAAAAUAACGAAAAAGAGGGAUACUCUGGUGUUAGUAAAAUUAUGAAAUCACACUCAAAUAUAGCAAGAGUUUCAUUUUCAGGGUUAUCAGAACCAUGUUCUGUUGGAAGUACUGUUGAAGUAGUUAUAAAUGCUCAUGGAACAGAUAAUAAUACUGAUGCAAUUCGUGUUACAUCAACAUCACCAUCAGGUAUAACAAAAGAUUGUCAUGUAACGUGUGAUACCUCAUCAUUUACUGCAACAUUCUCACCAAAUGAAGUUGGGGAAUGGAAAAUUGGAAUAUUUUAUAAUUAUGAACAUAUACAUGGAUCUCCAUUUUCAUGUAAUGUAUUUGAUCCUAAUGCUGUUGAUGUCUAUGGAUUAGAUGUCGGAUUAGUUGGUCAGGAGUUAAAAUUUACCAUAAAUACAAAAAAAGCUGGUAAUGGAAAAAUUGAUUUAGAUGUUAUAAGAUAUGGAAAAAGUAUUCCUUAUCAUUUAGAGAGUGAUAAUUAUCAUGAAGGAAUAUAUAAAGCUAACUUUACACCAGAUGGUUCCGGACAAUACAAAAUACAUAUCAUGUUGAAUGGUGUUGAAAUUCGUGGAUCACCAUAUGUCUUAGAUAUUGCUGAUGCCAGUAGUAUAUCAGUUUAUGGUGAUAAUCUUAAAAUGGGUGCUGUAGGUAAAGGUGCAACAUUUAUGAUUCAUGCUGCUAAUGCUGAUACUAAAGAUAUAACAGUUUUAAUAACAGGGCCAUCAAUGAAAUCAAAAUAUGGAAGGAUAAUACCUUUAGGAGAGUCAAAUUUUAAGGUUGAAUUUAAACCAAUUGAAGCUGGUGAACAUACAAUUGAUGUUCAAAUUUUUGGUCAAUCAAUCUAUGAAUCACCAUUUAUUUGUAAUGUUGGUGAUCCUGAAUUAGUUACAAUAGAAAAAUUACCAAAAAAAAUUUAUCCAUCAAAUGUUGGGUAUGAUAUAACAUUUGAGAUAGAUGCUACAGCAGCAGGUUCUGGUAAUCUUGAAAUAAUGAUUAAUGGUGGUAGAGUACCAUGUAGAGUAAAAGAACUUGGUCCCCGUCAUUUUUUGGCAGAAUUUACUAUAGAACAAUUAAUAGAUCAUGUAGUUGAAAUGAAAUUUAAUGGAGUAGAAGUGACUGGUAGUCCGUGGACUUUGAAGGUCAAGGAUAUAGAUGAAGAAAGAAAAACUUUUGAUAAAAAUUAUACUACAAAUAAUUUAUCAUCAUCUUUUGAUGGAAUUAAAAGUGUUUCUAAUUUUGGUAUGUAUACUAAUACUAAUAAUAAAGAAAUAAUGAAUGAUGAAACAGAAUAUACAGAAUUAUCUGGAGUUGGAUUAUAUAAAUCUGCUGUUGGUCAACCAACACAUUUUGAAAUAUCUGGUGGAAAUUUAAAAGCAAAAGAUGUUAAAAUUACAUUAACAUCACCAUCAGCUAUUAUUAUUCCUGUAAAAGUUACAGAAUGUGAUAAUGAUAAAUUAUCUUGUUCAUAUAUAACUUCUGAAGUUGGUGAACAUCGAAUAAAUAUACUAGUUAAUGGAUCACCUCUUGAAACAGAGCCAAUUUAUGUAUCUUCUUUUGAUUUUACUAAAGUAAAAUUAGAAGCAGUUACGGGAGCGUUACCUGAACAACCAGUUCAAUUUAUAGUUGAUGCCGCUAAUGCUGGAAAAGGACAAUUAGAAAUUUCUGUUAAUCGUGGACAAGUACCAAAUAAUGUUAAAUCAUUAGGAGCAGGACGAUGUUUGAUAACAUUUAUACCUCAACAUCCAGGAACAUAUGUUGUUGAUGUAACAUUUAAUGGUCAUCAAAUACAUGGUUGUCCAAUCAAAGUUGAUGUUCAACCAAAACAAGUUGGUAAACCAUUACCAACCUCAAUUCAUAAUUCACCAUUAUCAGUAUUAAAGUCAACAACAUUAAAUGAUAAUUCUGAAAAAUUAACACCAAUACCUAUAAUAACAUCAUCAACAACAACUACUAGAAGUACAGAAAUUGAAAGAGUUUAUGAUACUGUUCAUGAAGAUAAUAUUUAUGAUAGUAUUAAAGAUAUUAAAAAAGAAUCAAAUAAAUCUGAUUUAUUUAAUAAUUACAAAAUGUCACAAUCAGAUAUAGAUAAUAAAAAUGAUGGAUUAAAAUCACCAAAAUUACUUAGAGCAACAUUAGAUAAUGUAAAAAAUGGUAAAAAAGAAAUUGGAUAUACAGUAGCAAAUUAUAAUGAUGAUAAAGAAGAUUUAAAUGAGAAUAAUAUUAGAAAUAAAAGUAAAUUAAAUCAAGAUAGUACUAAUAUGUCAUAUAAUAAUGAUGAUGUUUAUUAUAAAGGUAUAAAUGAUAAUAAAAAUGUUGGUCAUGAAUAUGGAAUAAAAGAAAAAUUAUUACAUGAUAAAAGUUAUUCUAAAAAAAAUGAAGAGAUUAUAUUACCAGGAUUAAUUGUAGAAAAAAAAAUUGAAGAAUUAGAACCUAAUUCUUCACAAUACUAUUAUCAAAAACGUUUUGAAAAUAUUGACAAUGAAAUAAAAGAAGAAAAGUUUGAUGAAAGUUUGUUAACCACUAUUGAUAAGGCCGAAGAGUCAAAUAUUUCAACUAUUGAUCCAACAGUUGUUGAUAGACCAAAAGUAAAUACCAAACCUUCCAUUGAAUAUGAUAAAAGUACAAUUGAAAAGGUAAAUGAAAUGGAUGUUGAAGAUUUUGUUCCUAAAAAUGUACCAAGUGUUGUUAGAAGUACCUCAAAAGGAAGUCUUUAUGAACAUAAAAUAAGAAAAAGUGAAGAUUUAAAUGAAAAAAAUACUGUUAAAUCUGAUUAUCAAUUAGAAGAUACUUUACCUUUUGAUAUGUCAUUACAACAAGAAGAUAUCUCAGAAGGUGAAACUAAAAUACUUGGAAAAAAUUUUGAUUUUGGUAAAAGUAAAUUUUCAACAAAACAUGAAGUAAUUAAAAAAGGAAAAGAUGUUGAAGUUAAAUUAGAAUCAUUAAAAUUAGGAAAAGAUGAUACACUUCGAAUUACAAUAGUUCCACCACAAAGAGUUAAGGGAGAAAAUGUUCAGGAGAUUACACCAAAAGUUAAAAAAUCAGGAAAAACAUAUGAAAUUUCAUUUAGACCAACAGAAGUUGGUACACAUAAAAUAUAUGCAUAUGUUAAUGAAAAUUUACAUCCAUUAUCACCAUUUGCCAUUCGUGUUUAUGAUGCCAAUGAAAUAAAUGUUGGUGAUAUUGUUUCUGAAAGUUUAGUUGGUGAGGUUGUUGAAUUUACUGUUGAUGCUGGUAGAGCUGGUUUUGGAAAUUUAGAAAUGGCUAUAAAAGAUAGUAGUAAUAUUAUUAUACCAUCACAUGUCUCACAACUAGAGACAGGUGCAGCAAAAUUUUUAGUUACAUUUAAUCCAACAACAAUUGGUGUCCAUACUGUCAACAUAACAUUUAACAAAGAAAUUUUAAAAGGAUCUCCCUUUCAAAUUGAUGUUGUUGAUAAAAAAAGUGAUGAUGAUGAUAGUGGAAAGAAAAAAAAUUUAAAGAAAGAAGGCUUAUUGAAUGUUAAAAAAAAUAUACAUGAUAAGAAAAAAAGUAAUGAAGAAAAAGUAUUUACAACAGUUCCAAAAAUUCCAUCAUUAUGUAGAGUUAAUAAAGAAACAAAUUUUACAGUUAAUUUACCAUUUCCUGCAAGUGAAUUAUUAGAAGUUGAUAUUUUAGAUUCACAUAAAGAAAAGAUACAUGCACAAAUUUAUGAGGAAAAAGAUAAUGUAAAACGUGUUGAAUUUAUUCCAUUAAGAGUUGGUGAUCAUGAUAUUUCAAUUUUAUAUGGUGGACAAGAAAUUCCAAAUUCUCCAUUUACAUGUCGUGCCUAUGAUCCAACAAAAAUAGUUGUUGGAAAUAUUCCAAAUGGAACAAUUGACAAAGCUGUCCAUUUUGUUGUCGAUGCCUCAUCAGCUGGUGUUGGUAAUUUGGAGGUUGCAGUUAAUGAAGGAAAAGUUCCAUCAAUGGCUCAUGCCUUAGGACAACAUAAAUAUGAUAUUUCAUUUAUUCCAAAAGAAGAAAAAGAUCAUACAAUUACAAUACGUUUUAAUAAUGAAUAUAUUCCUGGAAGUCCAUUUAUAUGUCAUUUGGUGGCACCUAGUUAUGCCUCUGCAACAGGUCCUGGUUUAGAAAGAAUUCAAGUUGGUAAUAAAGUUCAUUUUAUUAUUAAUGUAACAGGAACAGAAGUUAAUGAAUUACCAGUUGUUAAAAUUAUUGAUCCACAAGGAUUAGAACUUCCAUGUAAUAUUAGUAAUGCAAAAGAUGAAAAAAAUACAUUUAUUGCUGAGUACAUUCCAAAUUGUAUUGGAAAUCAUAGAAUUGAAGUUUUAUAUGAUAAUGAACCAAUCAACGGAUCACCUUUCAUAUCAAAAGCUUUUGAUGCAAAUAAGGCAAAACUUUCUUUAUUAACAGAUGCAAUAAUUAAUAAAGAAUGUAAUUUUAUGAUUGAUGCUGGUAAAGCAGGAGCAGGAAAUAUGGAAAUUAUUGUUAGUGUAAAUGAAAAAAAUGUACCAAAUUUUGUACGUGCAGAGGGACAGGCUAAAUUUAAAGUUUCUUUUACUCCUCAAGAAUUAAAAGAUCAUUAUAUUAGUGUUAAAUUUAAUGGAAUACCAGUUCCUGGAUCACCACUUAGAUGUCAGGUUAAGGAAGAUACUGAAAAUAUUCUCUCACCAGUAUCUGACAUUCCACCAAUUAGUAGAAAAAAAGAAAAAUCAACUGAUUCAACAAUUAAUACAGUAUAUAAUAAUUCAAAAAUUACUAAAUUAGAUGAUAACUCAAAAUUAUUAAAAGAAAUUAAGGUUGUUGGUGAUAUUACUCAGGGAAUUGUUGGUAAAGUAAAAGGAUUUAGUAUUGAUGGAGAAAAAAAAGGAUUAGAAUGUAAUGUUGUUAUUACAGAUCCAAUGGAAAAUAUAAUAGAUGUUAGUAUAGAAAAAAAUGAUAAAAGUUUUUAUGUACAAUUUUUACCUACACAUGUUGGUAUAUAUAAAAUUGUUAUAAUAAUUAAUAAUCAAGUAUUACCUUUAUGUCCAAUUUUUAUGAAUUCAAUAAAAGAUGAUGAAAUAAUUGAUAGUAAUCAAGAUAAUAAAGUAUCAAGAAGUAAUUCUAAUAAUAAAAUUGAUGAUGAAGAAAUUAUUGAAAAUGGUAUUGUUAUUUUAAAAAAUAAGGUAGCUUUAUUAGGUGAAGAAAAUGAAUUUUCAAUAGAGACAAAAGAUAAAAUUACAAAAUCAAUUAUUGAAAAAAAUAUGAAUAUUGAGUUAAUUGAUAAUUCUGGAAAUUGUUUACCAUUUAAAAUAAAAGGUAAAGGAAAUAUUAUAACAAUAAAAUGGAAUCCUUUAAAUGAAGGUGAACAUACAAUAUUUGCAAAGUAUAAAGGAAUCCAUCUUAAAAAUAGUCCCUCUGAAAUUAUUGUCCUUGACUUGAGUGCCGUUAAAAUUAUUGGUUUAAGAAAUGGAAAAAUUUAUGAAGAACAGGCUUUUGAAAUUGAUUGGAGUAAUUCAGGGGGUAGAACGAUAAGUGUAUGCCUUACAGAUCAAAAUGGAACAGUUUUAUCUUGUAUUUUAAAAAAAAUAAAAAAUGGUGUACAUAAUUGUAUUUUUACACCAAAAAAAAUUGGAUUAUAUUCUAUUGAUAUAUUUAUUGAUGAUGUAUUAUUACCAGAAUGCCCUUAUGAAUGUACAAUAAAUGAUCAGAGUGGUUUAAUAGCAAGAGGUGAUGCUUUAACAAAAGCUCAAAAAGGAAAAACAGCACGUUUUGAGAUAUCAUUAGGAAAUUGUAAACCAGGAGAAUUAGAUGUUUUUAUUUCAGAUCCAAAUAAUGGUCCAGUACCAGUUAAAUGUUUCAAACAACAAGAUGAAGGAUAUUGGGUAGAAUUUACACCAGAAAUUGUCGGUAAACAUGUCAUUGAUGUCAGUGUUGGAGAUCAAAAAGUUUAUGGAUCACCAUUUUAUUGUAAAGUAAUAGAUCCAAAAGAAAUUAAAAUAGUUGGUUUCAAUAAUAAAGUUCUUAUUAAUCAAGGUAUUCAAUAUACAAUUAGAAAAAAAGAUGCUGGUGAAGGUGAUGUUAAAAUAGAAAUAUCUGAUCCUGAGAAUCAUUCAGUUGUAUUUAAUAAAGUGAAAGAUUAUAAUAAUGAUGAUAUCAUUACUUUCCUACCAACUAAACUUGGUGAAUAUAAAAUAAAUUUAAAAAUGAAUGGUUUUCAGGUUAAUGGAUAUCCUAAAUCAAUUAUUGUUGAAAGAGAAAGUAAACCACAAGUUUUUAGUAAAGGUUUAACACAUGGAAUAGAUAUUGAUGAGGAUGCUCAUCUUUUAUUUGAUCCAAAACAUUCACAAGGUGGAAUAAAAAUUCAUGUUUCAGGUCCUGAUAAUGAAAAAAUUAGACAUGUAACAAAAAGAAAUGAUGAUGGAACAUCUACAAUAUCAUUUAAACCAUCAUAUCCAGGAAUAUAUAAUAUUAAUAUUGAUUUUAAUAAUAAACCAAUUGAAGGAAGUCCCUUUAAAUAUUAUGUAGUUGAUAGUAAAAAUGUUAUCAUUGAUGAUGAAAAUGUUGAUUCAAAUGGAGUAUUAGGUAUUCAACUUAAUAAACAAAAUUCUAUUAAUGUUGAUGGUACAGCAGCAGGACCAGGAAGAUUAACUGUUGAGGUAAAAAAUAAAUUUAAUGAAAUUGUAGAUGACAUAACAACAAUUGAUUCAUUUGGAGAGGGAAAAUAUAGAGUUAAUAUAACUCCAAGAUAUGAUGAUGAAUAUAAGAUAUAUUUUUAUUGGAGUGGAAAUCCAGUUCCUGGUUUUUAUCCUAUUAUUGCUUCUACAGUAGGAAUAUGUAAACCAAAACAAAUUCAUACAGAAAAAAUAAUAACAUCCUCAACAACAUAUAAUUAUUCACUCUCAUCACCAGAGGUUAUCCUUCGUGGUAGAGGUGCUGAAUUAGGUGUUAAUGGAGAACCAAAUGAAUUUAUGAUAGAAUUUAACAAACCAAUAAAUAUUAAUGAACUUUCUAUUGUUUUAGCUGGUGAUAAAGCUGAUAUUCCAGUUAAAUUAAAUUAUAUUGGAAAUAACAUUUAUAAAGCUACAUAUGUACCAAAAUUUCCAGGAAAUUAUACUUUAUCUAUCUUUUCAAAUGGUAAUGAAUUUUUCACAAGUCAAGAACCUAUCAGAAUACAAGAUUUAAAAUCACCAGCUGAUCGUGUUUUGGUUGAUUUUAAAAAACUUAAGAUAGGAAUUAUUGAUGAAGAAAUGACAUCUCUAAUUGAUACAAGAGAUGCAGAACCAGGAAAACUUUCUGUUAAAUGCCAAGGUCCAACUUCAACACAAGAUAUAAUGUUAAAAGAUAAUAUGGAUGGUACAUAUUUUUUGUCAUUUUAUCCUAAAGAACUUGGUAAACAUACUUUAACAAUAAAGUAUGCAGAUCAACAUGUUCCUGGAAGUCCAUUAUCAUUUAAUGUAUCUCUUCCACCUGAUGCUUCUAAAGUUAAAGUUUAUGGUUCCGGAAUUCAACAUGGUAUUUUAAAUAAUUAUAAAAGUGAUUUUAUUGUUGAAACAAAAGGUGCUGGAGCAGGACAGUUAACUGUUCGUGUCAGAGGACCAAAAGGAGCAUUUAAUGUGGAGAUGCAACGUGAUACUAAAAAUGAUAGAACCAUUCAUUGUAAAUAUGAACCUAAAGAACCUGGUGAUUAUCAGGUAGAAAUCAAAUGGCAUGGUAAACAUGUUCCUGGUUCACCAUUCUUUGUUAUGAUUGUGGAUACUGAACAAGAAUUACAAAGAUUUUUAAUGGGAGAAGCUCCGUCACCACAACCACCAGGACCAUUUGUUCCACCAGGUUGGGUUGGCGGUCCAUUACCACCAAUAAAUGGACAAAUAUAUAACUCCGGUUACCCUCAAAUGAUACCACCACCACCACCACAUCUUUUACAUGGACCACCAUUACCAAUUCCACCACAUAGAGGAAUCCCACCACAACCAAUUAUUAUUAAACUUUGUGUUAGGAAAGACCAAUCAUUUGCAAAAGAAAUAUUUUUUCAACGUGUUGAAACAGAAAAUGCUGAUAAAUGUUUAGAGAGAUGUUUAGAUAAUGUGGAUAUUUGUAGAUCAUUAGUUUUUAUUAAAAAUAUUAAUUCAGAAAAUGAUUUGGGUAUAUGUCAAUUAUAUACAAUAAAUUCAGAGACAAGUCCUAUAAUAUUUAAAAAUGAAAAUCCUUCAGAAAAUGUAACACUUAUUUAUGAAAUUGCUGAAAAUUGUAAUGAAAAUAGUUAUGAGAUGAGUAGUAAACUUUUGACAAGAUUUAUUGGAAAUCAACAAUCUAUUGGUGAAAAAUCUUCAAAUAGUGAUGUAACAUACCCACAAGUACCCAUUAUACAUAUCUCAGAUAAAAAAAAUAUUGAAGGACCUUCACUACCUAAAUAUCCUCCAAAAAUAAAACCAAUUGUUCCUGUUCAUGUAUCACAUGCCCAAACAGGUCUUUUUGGUUUUCCACCUCUUCCAUGUACAGGGAUACUAUGUUCAACGCCUAUUACUCCAACCAAAAAAACACCCUCCCCAAUUGAGGCAAUUUUGACAGCAUUAAAUUUAACCACAACAACACAAAGAAUUGAAAUUAUAAAUAAUAAUUUACCUGAGGGGACAAAAAUUUAUACGAAAAGUGAACAUUUUCAUGAAGAGGGAGAAAAUAUAAUUAAUGUUGAUGUUAAAAAACCAUGUGAAGCUAAAAAAAAAGAUGAUCCAUGUGUACCAAAAAAUAAGGAAUAUGUUAUGGUUACAAAAAUAAAAGAAGUUAGUGAAAAUAUAGUAUAUGGUACUUGGUCUGAAUGGAUAGAAACUGGUCCAUGUAGUGUAACAACUGGUACAGGUGUUAUUAUAUAUAAAAGAAGAUGCCUUUCAAAAGAGGAGUGUAUUGGUAAAGAUACAAAAGAAGAAAUAUGUAAAAUAGAAAGUUAUUGGUCUGAUUGGAGUUCUUGGUCUACAUGUUCUGUUAGUUGUGAUGGAGGAAUAAAAUCAAGGAAAAGAGAAUGUUUAGGUGAUGGUGAUUGUAAGGGACAUAUUGAUGAAGUUUUAAUGUGUAAUAUUCAUAAAUGUCCACAAUAUGAAGAAUGGAGUUCAUGGUCUGAUUGUUCAGUAACAUGUGGUGGUAAUGGUGUUAGAAUUAGAAAUAGAGAAUGUAAAUAUUUAGGAGUUAAAUCUGGAAAUUGUCAAGGACCUGCUCAGGAUCAAAUUUCUUGUUUAUCAGAUCCAUGUCCAAGAUACUUAGAAUGGCAGGAAUGGCAAGAUUGUUCUGUUUCUUGUGGACAAGGAAUUCAAAAAAGAAUCAGAAUAUGUUAUCCAAAAGGAAUUGGUUGUGUUGGAGGAGAUCAAGAAGUUAAAUUUUGCCAAAAAUCUGUUUGUCCAUAUCUUAGUGAAUGGAGUGAAUUUGGUGGUUGUAGCGUAACUUGUGGAAUUGGAUAUUGUGAAAGAAACAGAAAAUGUAUAACUGAUGGUAAUGUUGAUUACCACUCUGAAAAUAAAAGUAAUAAUAAAAGAGUAAAAAAAAGUAAUAUAAAAUUAAAUAUUAAUAAUGGAAAUAUAUCAUCAAAUUUAAAGGAAUCAGAAAAAGAAUUAUUAGAAAUUGAUCAUGUACGUCUAAAACGUGAACCAAUCAGAGUUAAAAAUGAUUCAUCUAUCUUUUCUGGAUGUAUUGGGUCAUUAGUUGAAAGAAAAUUAUGUGAUGCUGGACCAUGUUGUUAUGUUGGUAGCUGGACAGAAUGGACUUCAUGUCAUAUGAUAAAUAAUAAAUGUCUUAAAAAACGUAAUCGUCCAUGUAAACCUGAUAUGAGUUAUCAGUCUCAACAAAUUUCACACCAAUCUUCUACAGGUUUAGAUGAUGGAAAUAUAAAAAAAAUAAAUGAAGUGUUAACUCCAAUUAAACCUGUUAAUGAUAGACGUCGCCCAAACAGGCAAAUAAUUAAUUGGGACAAUUAUCAUUGUGAAUGUAAUGAACCACUAUUUGAAGAUAUUGAGUGUGAUGAAAAUUUAUGUGAACAUAAAAGUGAGAGUACUGAAUUACAGGAAGCUUUAAAACAUCGUAACAGACCUCUUUUUUUGUCUGAAGUAUAUGAAACACCACUUUCGAAUGUUACAACUGAUUGUACAUGGUCAUCAUGGAGUGAGUUUAGUACAUGUACCUCAACUGGAAGUUGUGAUAAAGGUGCACAAGCUCGAACAAGAACAUGUAAACCAGUUAAAGGAUUUGUUAAUCUUAAUGUUUGUAAUUGUCCUGGUAGUAAUGUAGAAGCAAAAUCUUGUAUUCCAGAAGGAUGUAUUGAUGAGAAAGAAAGAUCAAUACAAUCAAAACAUUCUAUUUCUAGAGGAAGUUUAGAUAGUGCUAUUUUUGACUAUGAACAAGAAAUGAGUGGAAAUGCAAAAACUGCAAUAAAAAUAGUAUCAAAGCCGGAUGAAACUGAUGGGGGAAAUUAUAUGACACAAAUAUCUUUUGAUUGUAAUUGGUCAACAUGGGAAUCUUGGAGUUCAUGUAUUAAUCCUGGGAUUCAAACAAGAAGUAGAAAAUGUCCACAAAAUUGUAAAUGUCAAGGUAUUGAGAAAGAAGAUCAAAAAUGUAAAGUAAUUGAAGAUUCAUCACAAAUGUAUGAAACUUAUAAAAUACCGCGAUCCGUUUUACAAGUACAACCUUCAAAAUAUACUGGUGCAAAUGGUAGUGGAGAAAAUAAUUCUAGUAAUGACUCUUACAAUGAUAAUGCAGAUUUAAUUGUAUAUGCAAGGGACCAAAAAGUAAUAAAAAAAUGUGAAUUUUUCCCAUGGUCUGAAUGGUCUGAUUGUUCUAAUCUCAAAAAUAAGGGUGAAAGAGUCCGAAUGCGAAUAUGUGGUUGUAAGGAUUGUGGUAAAGGAAAAAGUGUAGAGUCAGAAGUUUGUAAUGAAUCAAUAAAUACAUAUAAACAAUAA